This is a messenger RNA of Leptopilina heterotoma, 1901 nucleotides long. RefSeq names its product intraflagellar transport protein 57 homolog (gene IFT57). Gene Ontology annotation, biological process: intraciliary transport; non-motile cilium assembly. The record is from RefSeq and is a predicted model, not a curated record. The coding region runs from base 292 to 1533 and encodes 413 amino acids. Lineage: Eukaryota; Metazoa; Arthropoda; Insecta; Hymenoptera; Figitidae. Gene Ontology annotation, cellular component: cilium; centrosome; Golgi apparatus. The transcript has 8 exons.
AAAUCCACCGUGUUGUUGGUGCCUGUUUGCACCUGUUGGAGAUUAUUGUCAAUUUAUUGUUUGACGAACUGUUCCAAGGAGCAGGUGGAAGCAGGAGCAGAGCUAUUAUUCUAUGGACUCUUUACUUUUUAAACCGCGUUCUCUGGGUAAAGCAGAAAAUAUACCUAAUUCUAUACUUUCUCAGCAGAUGGGGAAUACUUUUAAUAGUCAACUGUUUACAUAUUGUAGAACUGUCAGAACAAAUGUCAAAAUUUGUUGAAACUUGAAUUUAAUUAAAUAAAAAAAAGAAAAAUGUAUCGAGAAUCAGCGAAAAUUUUUGUCGAGGAUGCUACGGCUCCUUCUGCAGCUUUUGCUGCCUACAUUAGAAUGGAGGAUUUACUAGAGAAAUUAAAACUUCUAAAUUACGAUACCGAAUUUUUACACAAGCUCAAAAUGAAGGACAUUAAUAGACACUAUUUUGUAAUACCAACAAAUUCCGGAGAACAAUUUUUCCUGUUCACAUCAUUAGCAGCGUGGCUUAUAAGAAAGUCGGGUAGGAAUUUUGAUUUACCGCAAGAAUCUGAUGAUCCAAAUUCGACGAUAUCGGGAAUUUUGGAGUUUCUUCGGGAAAUUGAAGUUCCUGUUGAAUUUGCACCAAAUAAACUAAAACAAGGAGUUGGCGAACACGCCGUUUAUGUUCUCGAUAAUUUGGCUGAUCAUGCACUGCAAGCUACUAACUUCAAGUGGAAAAAAGUUAAUAUUCCACCUGAUGAACCGACACCCGAACCCGAAAUCGAAGACGAUGAUGCUGAAUUAAUUCUGGAAAAACUUGACGAAGAAAUAAAUGUUGAUUUCGAAGAGGAGGAGGAAGAAGAUGAGGAUAUUGUUCAUGUCGAUGAUAUUACUAAACUUUACGGGGAGAAUUUAAAUGACAACUAUAGACCGGAAAAUAUUUUGGAAUCAAAAACCGAUGCCGAAGAGUGGAAACUGGAAUUGGAAAGAGUUCUACCGCAGUUGAAAGUAACUGUUAGAACAGAUUCCCGCGAUUGGAGAGCACAUCUGGAUCAGAUGAAGCAAUUGCAAACCGAGAUAGAAAAUAAUCUAAACGGCACUACUGGACAAUUAGAAAAAAUGCAUUUUGAUAUUGAAAAUACACUCGACAAAAUAAAUACCAGGGAAAACUAUCUUAAUCAGCAAUUGGAACCUUAUCUAAAUGAUUACAAAUCUCUACAGGAGGAAUUGUUGAAAAUAAAGGAACAAUAUCGAGAGGUAAGUGGAGGUGUUACUGAAAGAACAAGAAUACUAAACAAACUUACGGAGGAAUUGGAUCAAAUAAAAAAAGAAUUGGAUGAAAAAGGUUCCAGCAUGACAGACGGAACUCCUCUCAUAAACAUUAAGAAAACAAUAACGAAAAUGAAGAAUGAAAUUUCGGAAAUGAACAUAAGAAUCGGUGUUUUGGAAUAUAGUUUGAUGUGUUCGAGAAUUCGAGACCGGACACAAUUACAAGAGGAUAUGAACAGUACAAAUAAUCCAAACAAUUCCUUAUUGGCCUAGAAAAAUAAUUGAUUGAUAAUAUUCAAUUAAAUCGAUCACUUCAAUAAGUGAGUGCAAUCCGUCCAAAGAAAUCUCAGUGAUUAAUUCAAAGUACAAGGUGCUUGAAUCUUAAGAAACUUUUAUUUAUAUAUAAGAAAGAAAAUUAUCCAGAUAAUUGAUAAGAUUUUAACAUUUUUUUAAGUAUUUGUACGGAAGUGCCUUGAAUUUUUAUCCUAGAGAGUCUGAAAUUACGAAACAAUUUUUUGUUCUUGUAAUUUUUGUUUUAUUUAAUUAUUUAACUUUCUAUUUAAUAUUUAUUUUACAAGUUUCUGUAAUUGUUUCAUAAACAUUCUUUACUCAAAUAAAGAACCAAUUUUUUUUUCUUAAAG